Messenger RNA from Thermothelomyces thermophilus ATCC 42464, 1987 nucleotides. Its product is annotated as ubiquitin carboxyl-terminal hydrolase-like protein. The coding region runs from base 150 to 1715 and encodes 521 amino acids. Gene Ontology annotation, molecular function: cysteine-type endopeptidase activity; cysteine-type deubiquitinase activity. The record is from RefSeq and is a predicted model, not a curated record. The transcript has 6 exons. Lineage: Eukaryota; Fungi; Ascomycota; Sordariomycetes; Sordariales; Chaetomiaceae. Gene Ontology annotation, cellular component: cytosol; nucleus.
CCGAGGACCGAAUCGUGGAGGACAGCAUUGCGAAUUGCUGGCAAUCCAAGCCCGACAAUUUCCAGCACUCCGCCGAGCGGUGUCGUUAACGGCCUUGUCUCCUCUACGUUCCCCUGUACUAGCAGACGAAAGAAUUCUCGGUGAAGAAAAUGUCAGCGAGGCCAGCUACACCGGCUUCGCCGAAGAACUACAAAGUCAAGUCGCCUCAACCAGGGCAGCCCAUGUACGGGUGUGAACACCUCCAGAGACUCUUCAACCAGGACCAAGCGACCACGAACACCUCCAUUCAACACUACAAGGCGAUCCUGCGGAGCAUCUUCGAUACAAACCCCCUGGUCCCGCAGACCUCCAAGGCCGCCGACGGCAUUGUCAUUACUUCGCUCACUCCCACAUACCUUUGCCUCCAAUGCCCCUCGACCCUCACCGAGGACGAUAGGACCAAGCAUGGCAGCAAGAAGUCGCACAGAUUCUAUGUUGACUCAAAGAGCGGUGCUCUGUACUGCCAAAUGUGUGAUGACAUCGUUUGGGAUCCUACCUUUGAGGAGCUGAGGUUGAAGAAGAUCGGAACAGGGACCUUUUCGAGUCGAAAACGCAAGCACGAGGAGCUUUUUGAGACGUCGGAUCCCGUUCGGGACAACCCGACGUACAUCACGUCGAAUACAACCAUAGCGUCGUGCAAAUCCAGCGGCCUCCGGGGCAUCUACAAUGCCGGCGCCACCUGCUACCAGAACGUUGUCCUCCAGAGCUUCCUUCACAACCCCAUUCUCCGCAACUACUACCUCAGCGACGGCCACUCCAGCAGCACCUGCAACGUGCCAUAUUGCCUGAGCUGUGCCAUGGACGAUAUGUUUCAGGACUUCUACGCGUUGGAAACCACCAACGGAUAUACGGCAGCCAACAUCCUCUCCGGGUUCUGGUUUAGCGACAGGAGGGCGUUCGACAACCUGGUGACGACCAAGGAGCAGGAUGCCCACGAGUUCUUCCAGUUCCUCGCCGAGGAACUGCACGAGCGCAACGGUGACGGCAAGAAGCCCGAGACUGGGAGCGAGCACAGUUGCAACUGCAUCAUCCACCAAACAUUCUACGGCAAGCUGCAGAGCACCACGACCUGCCAAAACUGUAGCGGCGUGACCCACCAAGUACAGAGCUUCUUGGAUCUCAACCUCCCGCUGGAGAACCUGUCCCAUAAAAAGGGCAAGAAGACCACAUCAAGAGGGCAGCUGACGUUGCAGGAGUGUCUUGAGGAGGAGUACGUCAAGUCGGACAAGUGCGAGUACCGCUGCAAUAACUGCAGCUCGAUGCAGCAGGCGCGCCGGCAAACGACCAUCAAGCGGCUACCGAAUGUGCUGUCGAUUCAGCUUAAACGAUUCGAGUAUAAGCAAGGCCGCAAUGAACGUGCCGCCAAGAUUGACACGCCCGUUCAGUUUCCGCUCGAGCUCAACAUGCUUCCCUACACCAACCGCGGCCGCACCAUCAGCAGCAACGGCCACGACGGUGGCAAGGAGAACUACGAGCUGGCGCGCUCCUGUACCUACGAUCUGCUCAGCGUGGUCGUGCACGUGGGCGAGAUCGACACGGGCCACUACGUGUCGUACUGCCGGGUUGGCGACCAGUGGUUUGCCUUCAACGACCACCGGGUAGAACUUGCGCAGAAGUCGGACGUGCUCAAUUCCAAAGCCUACUUACUUUUUUAUAUCGUCAGGUCGUUGUCCUGAGCUCAGUGUAGGCGCAGGGCAGCGACGCCCUUGAGAAUUGCAGCUGCAAGCAUUUGACUUUUCUUCCCCCUUCCUCUCCUUGCCAUUUUUCUCUUCUCUUCCAUGGUUGUUUGUAAGCGAUAGAUCCUGAGUGGUUUUGAGUGGUUUUGUUUAUGCUCAGCGAACAGGAUCAUGCCACAGAAUGUGGUGUUACAACUCAAGGAGCCGGGGUGAAGGCGUUGGCGGUGUAUAGUGCUAAGUUUGGGAAAACAUAGGGGGCAAAUGCUUGUCUG